Molecule: messenger RNA, 537 nt
Organism: Blastomyces dermatitidis ER-3
Lineage: Eukaryota; Fungi; Ascomycota; Eurotiomycetes; Onygenales; Ajellomycetaceae
Exons: 1
Coding region: 1-537 (178 amino acids)
Source: RefSeq, a predicted model, not a curated record
AUGCUGGAAGGUACAUCGCGAGGACGAGCUGCAAGCCCGCAGUAUCCAGAGCGCGACGAGGAAGGGGAGCUUUUGUAUGAAGCAGCGGCUCAUGGGGUGACCCAUGUCGCCCGGUACUACCACCAUGAGACCGUCCGCGUCGACGGCAGGGCUGAUGACGUCUUGGGUAUUCGAAAAGGCCUACUCAUCCCAACGACAGGCCAAAAGAGAGCUGGCGCAAAGCCUGCCUCGGGCCGGAGCAGGUCCCGCCAAGCACAUAAGGACUCAAACAGCAUUACAGGGCAGAAACGGUCUUCGGAAUGUGUGGACGCAGCGUUACCCCCGCCACCCAGCAAACGCACCCAGUCAAGCUCUCCGACGAAACACCUGACCGACGGAAAACCACAGAAUCGUGUGCACCGCCGCGUUGUUGUCCGGGACUACGGGAAACAUAUCUUUGAGAGUAGCUCAAGGAUCGCGUUGCUUGUGGGUAUAUGUCUCUUUACCAGAACGCUGGCCUCGUGCAAAGUGAUAUCUCCCACCGAAAUCUACUUGUGA